AUGGGCCGUCCCUAUCUCCAACUCCGUCUCAUCGCCCUCGUGGCCCUCAUCAUCUCUCUAUUCGCCGCAAUCGCACAGGCUAACGUGGAGAAAACCAUCUUCCUCGCACCCCCAGCCACUACCGUACCCUCCGAGGAGCCCGACCUCGAUGACCUCGGUCUGGAACGGCUCUCACCGCAGAGCCCCAUCCUGCGCGCGCAUCUAAAUGCCUCCUUCCCAACGGCCUCUGCGCCCGACGGCACCGACUCCUGGUUCUUCCUGGAGAAUCUGACCCCCGGGCAACGCUACGAGGUGCGCGUCUGCUGGCUGGCCACGCAACCAACCGCUUUCUCGCUGCAAACGUACUCGCUCACCGCAGCCAUUGCAAACGAGGCCCUCCUCGCCUCGCUCAGUGCGUACUCCGGCAGCCGCCUGGCCGCGCUAGACGCUGCUCUGCAGGCGAACGCCAUGCCGCGGCGCGCGAGCGCCGGCUCGCGGGACCCUGGGCCGGUGUCGGACUCGGUACUGUUCCUACGGGUGCGGGCCGCGGCCGACUACUUCAGUCUGGACGAGGCGCUGAUGCGAGCCGUGCCCCCAGUGGCAGUGGAUCUUGUCUUGGAUCCGUUUUUGUGGAAUGUAUUCCCGCGGUCGUUGGUGCCGACCGCGGGGUGGAUUGUCAUUGUGGGCGCGGUGGCGGUGGUUGUGGCGCGCUGGGUUGCGGGGGAGAUUGGGAGGGUGAUUGAGGAUGGGAGGAAUGAGCGGGAAGUGGAGGAGAAGGAAAGUAAAAAGGUAAGGUGA
Molecule: messenger RNA, 777 nt
Organism: Penicillium macrosclerotiorum
Lineage: Eukaryota; Fungi; Ascomycota; Eurotiomycetes; Eurotiales; Aspergillaceae
Exons: 2
Coding region: 1-777 (258 amino acids)
Biological process (GO): GPI anchor biosynthetic process
Cellular component (GO): endoplasmic reticulum membrane; mannosyltransferase complex
Molecular function (GO): mannosyltransferase activity
Source: RefSeq, a predicted model, not a curated record